Molecule: messenger RNA, 936 nt
Organism: Striga asiatica
Lineage: Eukaryota; Viridiplantae; Streptophyta; Magnoliopsida; Lamiales; Orobanchaceae
Source: the annotation of a GenBank genome assembly
AUGGAGGAUAGUGCCCGAACCUCCGCGGCCCCUCCGGAAAAUCCGAACCGGAUCCCCCACCUUGUGCCGGUCUAUCCUCUCCCGGAGUCCCGAAACGUAUCGUUUGCCCACUCACUAACGGCACGGAAUCAUCAACAUUCAAAGACGGCGAUUGAGAAACAAACCACGGCUCAUCGUACGAAGGAAAAACGGGAAAAGACGGGUAAUAAUAAUCCGCGCUCGGUUGGUUUUGAUACGAGCCGUAGUAGAAUAAGCUCUCGAGAGAUGUCGAUGUCGAUGUCGAUUGAGGCGGCUGAAAGUCGGUGCUGCCCUGGAGAAGCCGCGAUCUCUGGCGGCGGCCGCCUCGGAAAGUGGCGGCGGAGGGGCGGCCGGCAGUUGGUGGUGGGGCGGCGGGUGCUGAGGUGGCGGUGGGAUGCGGGCGUGCUCGGGGAAGUUGAGCUUCGCGCGGUGGCCGCGGAAACGGAGGGCGGCCUCGUCGUAGGCUCGGGCGGCGGCCUCGGCAGUGUCGAAUGUGCCGAGCCACACACGAGCGGCUUUCUGUGGGUCCCGAAUCUCGGCGGCCCAUUUGCCCCACGGCCUUUGACGGACUCCUCGGUAUUUUUGCCGUCUUUGGCCGGUUGUUCCGGCGAAGGUGGUGGGAGGUGGCGGUGGUUGUGUGGUGGUGGUGGUUGUCGACGAGGAAUCUCCAAAACCCCGAUAAACCCUCUGAACUUCCUCCGGCAACAUAGCGCCGCCAUCUUCUCGGCCGUGCAUCCUCUUCACCCCCGAACUCGAAGACGACUGCUCCAACAGAGGAUAACUCUCGCCAAUAUUUCUUCCCCAAACACCACCGCCACCAGUAUACGGCGGCGGCAUCACCGUGUUCCUGUUCUCGCCGCUGUGCCGCCGGUCUCCGGCGACCGCCCGAAUCGUCGGCGGCGGCCCGAGAGACGAUAG